Molecule: messenger RNA, 231 nt
Organism: Phycomyces blakesleeanus NRRL 1555(-)
Lineage: Eukaryota; Fungi; Mucoromycota; Mucoromycetes; Mucorales; Phycomycetaceae
Exons: 2
Coding region: 1-231 (76 amino acids)
Source: RefSeq, a predicted model, not a curated record
AUGGACGGGUCAGAGGUUAUGCAUCGUUUGUGGAAUCGGGAUCUUGCUGCUGUCCUGAACUUCCGACAUAUACUUAACAAUCUGAGAUAUGAUGGGACUAUACCUGUAAGGUUCACCCGCGUCAUCCGGAUUGGACGUAUCAGAAGACAAGCAGAAGAAAAUCUCCAGGAGGGUCGUCGACCCACCCAAGCUACCGCUGGUAAGCCAUUAGAGUUGAAUAACGGUAUUUAG